AUGAUUACAACCAACAUCAAUGGUGAUGUAUCAUGUCGGAUUCCUUGCGAUACAGUAUCACAUACGACCUCCUCUUCUGGUCUGCCUAUCACAGUCGAAUCACUGGCUGCAUCCGGCAAGAAGAACCUUUCUCCUGACAAUUGGAAUCCGAAUGCACAUGAAUCGACAUUAUCGGUAUCAUCGAGUUCUUCUGACGAAUGCGAGUCACGAAAUCUAUCAGACUGUGGAAUUCCUCUGGACGAUUCUAAGUCGGAGCUCUGUCCCAUAUUGGAAUUUGAAUCACUCAGAAACAUCAAGGAAGGUUUUCAAAGCAAACAGAAUCAAGCUUUGGAUGAUACGACUAGAAACUCUCGAAUAACUUUGGUUGAAAACAAACGAUUCCUGUCUAAUGGACAUCAUCCGCUCCGACAAAGCAACCAUUCACGUAUAGCUCGGUCAAACACAAGUGAUGUUGUGACGCGACAUCAUUUGAAGCAACACACUUUGUUUAUACAGCUGAGAGACAGGUCUCCCCAAACUGCAUCUAUAGAGGGGUCUCCAGGUCCUUCUCGAAGUCCAAUAGUAAAAUCUCCGCAUAAACAAAGUACAACGCAAAGAUCUAGCCAAAGUAGAACGAUUUCAUCCGAUCAAAGUAAACCUCAAACUCAUAUCUCACGUGAUGUAGCCAUCGAAUUGAUGUCACAAUUCUUAGAUGAAUUUGGUCACCUUUAUACAGAUUCAGAGGCAUGUACACUCUUAAAGAAAUGUGGAGAUUGGACUUUAUUAUUUGAAGUCUCUACUUUAAAAUCACAAGAGUUUUUAGGAAUGGAAGUCUCCGAAGGCGAAGAUUUGAAAGAUCAGAAGCAGUAUCUAGAGGAGGUAAUGGCUAUGAUCUGGGAUGAAGAGGAGGAUAAGGUAUUAUUGAUACCGGAAAAAGAACUGACGAGUCAAGAUAGGGUACAGCUCCGAGUGAUUGAGAAACGGAAAGGACUUCAAGCCAUUGCUAAUCGGAAAGUUUUCCUUGAUGUAUUGAAGAAAAAAUGA
Molecule: messenger RNA, 1023 nt
Organism: Melampsora larici-populina 98AG31
Lineage: Eukaryota; Fungi; Basidiomycota; Pucciniomycetes; Pucciniales; Melampsoraceae
Exons: 1
Coding region: 1-1023 (340 amino acids)
Source: RefSeq, a predicted model, not a curated record